AUGGAAGACGACCCAGACAAGACAAUUCCGUGCCCAUUCUGCGGGUGGAAAGCAGCGGAGGGCGAGGGUGAAUACGCCAUGCUCAUGCACAUGGAGUCGAUGCAUGCCGAGGGCGAAUCUCCCUUUGUCACCCUCGACGACGACAACGCCUCGGGCAGCAGCGUCGCGCCGACCAACGACAGCGACUACGGGGGCGAGGCCUCUCCAUAUGUCGAGUGUCCAGUCGAGACUUGCAGCCAUGUCAUGCGCCACGAGGAAAUGGAUGCCCACCUCGAGCACCAUGCUAAAGACUUCGUCAGCGCUGCUGCUGCUGAUGCCGCCGCCCCCAGCAACGCUGUACCGGCAGCUCACAACCACGACCCCGACCAUGGCCGCGGCACCAGCCAUCCCACCGGCUCUCCACCAUCUCCCGGGCGCUCCAAAUCGGCCCGGGGAGUAGGGCGGCAUCACCACACACCCGAACGCAACUCGGAGCGCUCCAGUCGCCAAGCCACCGCCAUAUCCGCCUGGAAGCUGCUCCUGAGGAUGCCCGGCUCUGGCGCUUCCUCGUCUCUGUCCUCGAAAAAGAAACGCCAGGCCGACCAGCCAGAGGGCCCCAGUGCCCGCACCACCAAACGACUUGGCAAAUCCCAGCUUGGGAGGUACCAUAAUGAGGAGCACAUGCCCCGCUGGCUCACGUCGCAUAUCGAAAAAGGGACAAGGCUGACGGCAAUAGGGGUUAUUCCCGUGCUAUCCCAAAUGCUCGAGCAGUGCCCGGCCACCAAGAACGCCUACCUUUGCCACCCUAGCGUGCAGCACUUCUCGAAGCUCCCAAAAGAGUGUGGGUUCUGCGGCUAUCGCAAUAUCCAAAUGCUGUGCUCGUACAUUGUGGGGAUUAAGUUCAACGGCUACCAGCAGCUGAACAGGAACAUCCCCACCAUCUUUCAGAUUCAGGACUUUAUCGAGGCUGCCUGGGACCAAGGCAUCAACACCCAGGGGCGUGUCGAGACGGGCGGUAUCAAGGGCACCAGGAAGUACAUUGGGACUCCCGAGGCUUUGGCAAUGUUCCGCUUUUUAGAGAUACCUUGCGACGCCCAGGGGUUCAAGAACAAGGAGACAGGCAAGUCGGAGGCGCUGCUCAUGGAGGAGGUAGAAAACUACUUCCAAUCGGGAGUAGACGAUCCGACACGGCGGGUCAGGCUUACCAACUUGCCCCCCAUCUACUUCCAGCAUGCCGGCCACUCCUUGACGAUCGUCGGCUUCGAGCGGCUGAGGGAUGGCGAGACGAGCCUCCUCGUCUUCGACCCAGAGUAUCGCGAUUCGUCCAAAGUCACAAAGUAUGUCGGACGCACGGAUUUUGAGUUCAACAACCCCAACUGGGCGCUCGCCAGGUACCGUCGCGGCAACAAAUACCUGAAAAGGUACCGCGAGUUUGAGAUUUUGACGUGA
Messenger RNA from Lasiosphaeria miniovina, 1428 nucleotides. RefSeq names its product peptidase family C78-domain-containing protein. The transcript has 8 exons. The record is from RefSeq and is a predicted model, not a curated record. The coding region runs from base 1 to 1428 and encodes 475 amino acids. Lineage: Eukaryota; Fungi; Ascomycota; Sordariomycetes; Sordariales; Lasiosphaeriaceae.